AUGGUAAAUGCUGCCCGUGGUAAGACAUCGCACGUCCACGAACUUGCCAUGGCUUCUUCUGGUGGCACUACGCUUCUUCCCCCAUCAUCUCUUAGAGAUAUCACAGCUAUAGUGUUUAUUCUACUAUCGUUGCCGCAGCUGGUCUCUUGUAUGGUGUUUUUGACCUAUAUAUUAUCGGGAUCUUCAAAGUUGAUCGGUGGAAGAUUAUUUGCAAAACAUUUUCUUUUUCGAAAAACAUACAAGCAAAAGCCGUUAACACUCGAGGAUACUUCCUAUAACAUAUACGCGUCGAAACUCUUUGCAUCGUUGUUUCAGGCCUUUUCCAUCAACUCCAUCAUCAUAUUAUUUAUGUAUCAUUUCUUCCCGCUUCAAUGGCCCAAAUACUUGUCAAUAUUGGCCAAAUCCAUUAUUGCUUCGGAAAUGAUCGGUUCUGCAUUCAAAAACACCACCACCGUCACUUCUGUGUCUGCUACUACCGCCACUAGCACAACAACAACUACAACCAUCAAACGACCCGCAAGUUUCAAUUUUACGAAACACAAACCGGCAUCGACUUCUUCUGUCAAAUAUGCAUUCAUGAGCUUUGUUCUGGUUUUACUCAUCAGAUUAUCGGUGCAAAAAUGCUCGCUUGCGUUGGAGCAUUCCGAGUUCUACUCGCCCAUCGUUCAAACACUUCAGCAUAUUCAAUGGUCAUUUUUGAAAAAUCAUGAUUUGCUAAAAAAAUCAGACUGCCUUGGAACUUUUGCAUCUUCUGUUAGUCAUCUGUUCUACUGGCACUCGGGGGUAUCCAAUGGCUGGGUUUACCGUGUAGUAAGAUUUGUCUGCACAAAAUGGUUUCACUGUGACGAAAGAGCACUCAGUAUGAUCUCCAAGUGUUCCAGGUGUAUCAACACUUUUCUCAACUACACCUACUUGGUUCUCUGUGUCCAUGUAGUUACAUUGACGAUUUCUCCAGUGUUUCACAGAAUCGUGUUGCUAAAAAACUAUUCAAAGACCCUCGAUGAUUUGUCCAGUUUGACACCCAGCUCUGAAAUUGACUUCAAACGCAAUUUGCAACUUGCCAAAACAAAACGGCCAGCAGAAUUGGACGGAGAGUCCGUUACUAUCAAUGUUGAGCAGCCUCAAAAAUCGUCUAUCCAGGCUAUUCGUGUGCCUGAAACCAUAUCGUCGUCCUCUUGUCCAAGUCCAGGAAUUUCGGCUUCUUUAGCAGCCAAAAAUUUUGAAACUUUUUGUAUGACACCAUUCACAGUGACUCCACCCAGUUCCAUGGUCACUCUCAAACCCCACAGAACCACCAGCAUUACAAAAGUGCCUCCUCCAGUGCCCAACUCAACCACCAUAGUCGAUAAAGACUUGGUUAAUGUCACCACAAAUCAGCCAUUUUGGACACUUUUGGCUGCGACAAAAGCUAUCAUUAAACGCCCCGAUUUCUUUGCCGGAGAAGUUACCAAGAAGAAGAACAACGGAGGAGUAUUUAUAUCCACUCUGGACCUAUCUCAGAGACUUCCUGUGGCAGUGUGCUACAUAGAUAGCCAGUGUGUGGUGUUGGAAGUUCUUCAGCGCAAAGGCUUGCGACUUCCUGAGGCGUCUCGAUUGAGAGCCAAGGUCAAUGGCAUCGCUUGGAUGAGAACCAGUGCUUACUACGGCGUUGACGAGACCUAUAUUUGCAUUUUUGGGCUCUCACCUUUGUCGCAGUACGAAAUUGAAAUCUUUGAAAUUGAAGAUAACCGUUUAGAAAAGUUGUGCCAUGUUGUUUGCAGCACGGUAUCGUCUGUUUCUCGCGCUGUGUUGAGUCAAUCGCAAGAAACUUCGUCGUUUGAGACUUUGCAAAGCAGUUUGAUAGCUGCCAUCAACGGCCUCAACCAGUUGAAGUCCGACUAUAAAAAAAUGAAACGAGAUGAAAACAAAAAAAUUACUGAUCUUAAGAAGGAAAGAGAUUAUGUUCAGAGCAGAAUUUCAAAGUACAAUCAAAACCUCCUCGAUACAAAGUCUAGCGGGAAAAUGAAAGGACUUCAGAAUACGGUUGCGCAGUUUGAGAAUGAGGUUCGUGAAUUAAACGAGCGUUUGAGUUCCUCCAAUACUACACAAGGAAAGACUGAAAACGAGUUCAAGGCUGAGGAGCGUGAGUACCAAGAGAGAAUUGCAGAAACAAACCGUAUUGUUGACAGCUAUGAAGCUUCUUUGGUCAAUCUUCGCAACACCUUGAAGGCAGUAACUUCGGAGGUGCAGCAACUCGAGUCCAAAAAACAAAAGUUGGCCAAUAAGGAGUCAGCCCGGUUGGAAGAGGUGCAAAAAGUAGCCAACGACGUCAAGGUGAUGAAGAAAAAUGGGAUUCUCGGGCGGUUGCAAAAAAGGCAUAAGAAGGUGGAUGAAAAGUUCGAAGGAAUCAUGGCUAAGAUUGCCGAAGCUUCCACCGAGCUAGAAUGGCAGCUUCAACGCAUCCAGCAAUGA
This is a messenger RNA of Meyerozyma guilliermondii ATCC 6260, 2451 nucleotides long. RefSeq names its product Emc9p (gene EMC9). The coding region runs from base 1 to 2451 and encodes 816 amino acids. NCBI's taxonomy places the organism in Eukaryota, Fungi, Ascomycota, Pichiomycetes, Serinales, Debaryomycetaceae. The record is from RefSeq and is a predicted model, not a curated record. The transcript has a single exon.